AGAGGGAGAGAGAGAGGAAAAGGCAGAGGGAGAGGGGGAGAGGGGAUCUGUUGCAGGCAGGGGAAGGCGUGACCUGAAUGGAGAAUGCCAGCCAAUUCCAGAGACACACAGGGACCUCAGAACAAAGAUAAGGCAUCGCUGACACCACAUCGGGGACGAGCUCACAGACAACUCAGGCCGGGGGACCAAAGCCAGGCAGCCAGGAGCACCCAAGGCAGGAAAAUGAGGUGGCUCCCUCUUUAUCAUGCUCUGUGCUUCUCCUUGUUGAAGGCUUUGGCCCACACUGUGGAGCUUAACAAUAUGUUUGGCCAGAUCCAGUCACCUGGCUACCCAGACUCCUACCCCAGUGAUUCGAAAGUGACUUGGAAUAUCACUGUUCCAGAAGGAUUUCGGAUCAAGCUUUACUUCAUGCACUUCAACUUGGAAUCCUCCUACCUUUGCGAAUAUGACUAUGUGAAGGUAGAAACUGAAGACCAGUUGCUGGCACUCUUCUGUGGCAGCGAGAACACAGACACUGAGCACACCCCUGGCCAGGAAGUGGUCCUCUCCCCUGGUUCCUUCAUGUCCGUCACUUUCCAGUCAGAUUUCUCUGAUGAGGAGCGAUUCACAGGCUUCGAUGCCCACUACAUGGCCGUGGACGUGGACGAAUGCACCGAGCGGGAGGACGAGGAGCUGUCCUGUGACCACUACUGCCAUAACUACAUUGGAGGCUACUACUGCUCCUGCCGCUUUGGCUACAUCCUCCACACGGACAACCGGACCUGCCGAGUGGAGUGCAGUGACAACCUCUUUACCCAGAGGACCGGCAUGAUCACCAGCCCUGACUUCCCCAAUCCUUACCCUAAGAGCUCUGAGUGCUUCUAUGUGAUCAGACUGGAGGAGGGUUUUAUGAUCAGCCUGCAGUUUGAAGACAUUUUCGACAUUGAGGACCAUCCAGAGGUGCCUUGCCCCUAUGACUACAUCAAGAUUAAAGUCGGCCCAAAGGUUUUGGGACCCUUCUGUGGAGAGAAAGCCCCGGAACCCAUCGACACCCAGACUCACAACGUCCUAAUCCUAUUCCGCAGUGACAACUCGGGCGAGAACCGGGGCUGGAAGCUCUCGUACAGGGCAACAGGGAAGGAGUGCCCAGUGCUACAGCCUCCUGUCCACGGGAAAAUUGAGCCUUUGCAAGCCAAGUAUUUCUUCAAAGACCAGGUGCUCAUCAGCUGUGACACGGGCUACAAAGUGCUGAAGGACAACGUGGAGAUGGACACGUUCCAGAUGGAGUGUCUGAAGGACGGCACAUGGAGUCACAGGAUUCCCACCUGUAAAAUUGCAGACUGUGGAGCCCCGGCAGAGCUGGAGCAUGGUCUGGUCACCUUCUCCACAAGGAAAAACCUGACCACAUACAAAUCUGAGAUCAGAUACUCCUGCCAGCAGCCCUAUUACAGGAUGUACCACAAUAUCACAGGUAUCUAUACCUGUUCUGCCCAAGGAGUCUGGAUGAAUGAAGUACUGGGGAGAAGCCAGCCCACCUGCCUGCCAGUGUGUGGACAGCCCUCCCGGUCUCUGCCAAAUCUAGUCAAGCGGAUCAUCGGGGGCCGGAAUGCCGAGCCCGGCCUCUUCCCGUGGCAGGCCCUGAUAGUGGUGGAGGAUACCUCGAGGGUGCCAAAUGACAAGUGGUUUGGGAGUGGGGCCCUGCUCUCCGAGUCAUGGAUCCUCACAGCAGCCCAUGUGCUGCGCUCCCAGCGCAGAGACAACACAGUGACCCCAGUGUCCAAGGAGCACAUCACCGUCUACCUGGGCCUGCAUGACAUGCGGGACAAAUCGGGGGCUGUCAACAGCUCAGCUGCCCGAGUGGUGCUCCACCCCGACUUCAACAUCCAGAACUACAACCAUGACAUAGCUCUGGUCCAGCUGCAGGAACCCGUGCCACUGGGACCCCACAUCAUGCCCAUCUGCCUGCCAAAGCCUGAACCCGAAGGCCCGGUGCCCCACAUGCUAGGCCUGGUGGCAGGCUGGGGCAUCUCCAAUCCUAAUGUGACAGUGGAUGAGAUCAUCAGCAGCGGCACACGGACCUUGUCAGAUGUCCUGCAGUAUGUCAAGUUACCCGUGGUGCCACACGCCGAGUGCAAAACCAGCUAUGAGUCCCGCUUGGGCAACUACAGCGUCACAGAGAACAUGUUCUGUGCCGGCUACUAUGAGGGCGGCAAGGACACAUGCCUUGGAGAUAGCGGUGGGGCCUUUGUCAUCCUUGAUGACUUGAGCCAGACCUGGGUGGCCCAAGGCCUAGUGUCCUGGGGGGGCCCUGAAGAAUGUGGCAGCAAGCAGGUCUAUGGGGUCUACACAAAGGUCUCCAACUACGUGGACUGGGUGUGGGAGCAGAUGGGCUCUCCGCAAGGCCUGGGGGCGCUCCAGGUGGAGCGGUGAGCUGACUGACCUCCUCAGGGCCUGGCUGCCCUGCCUCAGCCCGCGUGGGCUGACCGCACACUUCCAACAGCACACUCCACGUUACUCACCGGACCAACUGCAAUGGAACAUGCUGCCCCCAUCCUCCUGAGACAACGCCAGGAUGCUGAGAGGCAGCAGAGUGGUAGAGGGGAAAGUCUCCACCCAGAGACUUGGUUCCAUGGCCCUGGGCAAGUCCCUUCCCCUCUCCAGGCCUCUCUGUCCUCAGCAGUAGGAGGGAGCAGGACGUCUGGGCCGGUCCAAGCACUCCUCUCCAGGACCGCCUUACCCCAGUGGCCCCAUUCACUCCUAUUCUCUUAUCAAAUCCACUGUUGGUAUAACCGGGCCUGAUUGUUAGAAAAGGUUUUCUUUUAUUAAGCUGAACUCCGAGUCCAUAUAUUUUCCCAAGUCUGUCCUCUGAGCACAGACAAGUCUAGUUCCUCCUCUAGGAGAAAACCGUUCAGGUUUGGGGAGAUGGCGUCAUACCCCGAGGCCCCUCCUCCUAGUGAAAUCUCUGCAGUACUCUUAUCACUGGGGUUUCUCUCUCAAAAGCUUCUUGUAGUCCAAGCCUUAGCCUUUAUGUUCUCUGUUAAAGGGAUUUCAAAGGACACAGCGAAAGCUGGGAAUGUGUGGGUGUCUGGAGGAGGAGAGCAGUGGGAAGCUC
Molossus molossus (Pallas's mastiff bat) is the source of this 3091-nucleotide messenger RNA. It is a transcript of the gene MASP1, whose product is annotated as mannan binding lectin serine peptidase 1. Gene Ontology annotation, biological process: complement activation; zymogen activation. Bases 85 to 2409 code for a protein of 774 amino acids. Gene Ontology annotation, molecular function: calcium ion binding; serine-type endopeptidase activity. The record is from RefSeq and is a predicted model, not a curated record. Gene Ontology annotation, cellular component: blood microparticle; extracellular region. The transcript is spliced from 11 exons. NCBI's taxonomy places the organism in Eukaryota, Metazoa, Chordata, Mammalia, Chiroptera, Molossidae.